AUGUACAAUCUGCAACAACAAGGUGAAGGUGACGGCCUCACUGAAAUGUCUCCCACACAGCAGUCCUUUGUGCAGCCUGUUCUCUUGGAGAGUAUUGCUCUAGAUACCAGUACAUGGGAGCAGACGUUUCAAGGACUGAUCCAGCAGGAGAAACCUUGGGCCAAGUGGACCUUGCCGUUGGAUAAGAACAUUGUGCCACAUGGUGGGGCUCUUGGGUGAAAGCUGUACGAGCAGAGAGCACUUGGCAGGUGCCAGUGUUCCAUAUGCAACUGAAGCUGGACUUCUGUUCAAGUGAAGAUCCUGUGCCAUAUGUACUGGAAGCCCUGGAACUCUCAGGGCCAGGUACUUAUGCAGAGUUUUGCUCAGAGAUGCCAGAAGUGUUCCAGGUCUCAAUUUGAGAAUCCCAAGUUCCCCAAGAAGAGUGUCACAGGGAUUCUGAAGGAGUUGGUGGAGUAUAUUCUUGAGAGAUACCAAGGGCAUGGCUGCAGGAAGAUGCCUGAGACUAGGAAGGUACUUUUGGAGGAGAAGGUACCUUUGGAUGGGCUCCAUGACAUGGGCAAUUGUGAGGCAUGCAUCCUGGGCUACCAUGUAAGAGGCUCUGGAAAACACAAAGCAAAACCAUCCCUACCACCUUCACUAAAAACACCUAGUUACUCAUCUCAGUUUGGCAAUUUCCUUUAUGAAGAGCCUGGUGAGUCCCAAAGUCCAGCUCAAUGGAUCUUGAUUUUCUUUCUCGUCAUUUUCUUUCUUUGUGUCCUUAUUUUUGAUGCAUGUAUUAGAAAAUGGGCUCUGUCAUCUUUCAUUUUACUUCCAUGAUUAUCAGUAAACUGUCAUUUUAACAUGACAGAGAAUUUUUGAUUUGAGAUCAAGGAAGAUCAAGUUUAUGGAAUGAGGCUGGUUUCCUGGACAUUCUCUGAAAAUAGCUCAAAGCAUGACUCACAUAGUGGACCCAAUAAUAAACAUGCAUUGAAUCA
Messenger RNA from Nannospalax galili (Upper Galilee mountains blind mole rat), 974 nucleotides. It is a transcript of the gene Rtp4, whose product is annotated as receptor transporter protein 4. Gene Ontology annotation, cellular component: cytoplasm. The record is from RefSeq and is a predicted model, not a curated record. Lineage: Eukaryota; Metazoa; Chordata; Mammalia; Rodentia; Spalacidae. Gene Ontology annotation, biological process: detection of chemical stimulus involved in sensory perception of bitter taste; protein insertion into membrane; protein targeting to membrane. Gene Ontology annotation, molecular function: olfactory receptor binding.